Messenger RNA from Brugia pahangi, 468 nucleotides. The record is from the annotation of a GenBank genome assembly. Lineage: Eukaryota; Metazoa; Nematoda; Chromadorea; Rhabditida; Onchocercidae.
AUGCAUUUCCAAAAGAAUUAUGAUGAAGAAUUUUAUGAAUUUCCAUUAGAUGAAUUAAUCACCGCAUCAUUUGAUAAUUUUUAUACAUUUUGCAAUAUAACCGAACACAAAUUAGCAUGUUGGAAUAUGCAAUGUAAAAUGAAUCAUAAACAAAUAUCGUGGAGCAGUGAUUUACAUAUUUGCACCUUUAAAAGAUUGCAAUUUGAAAAUGCACUUAAUUGUUUGAACUUAACUAGCACAGGUGCACAUAAUGAGUGUAAUGAAAUAUGUCGUCAUAUUGCACGACGAAAUCCAACAAAAGGGAAUGAAAAAUCAUACCUUUAUGAAGUAGCCGCUAAUUUAGCUGAAAUUUAUCAAUAUUGGCAAUUGAAUAAACAAUGCGCUUUUCAGAUCUGUCAUUUGGAGUGUCGAGUAAACUUUUUAUGUUUCCUUUUUUAUUCAGUUGAAUCCAUGGUAAUAAAAAUAUAA